Molecule: messenger RNA, 1365 nt
Organism: Trematosphaeria pertusa
Lineage: Eukaryota; Fungi; Ascomycota; Dothideomycetes; Pleosporales; Trematosphaeriaceae
Exons: 2
Coding region: 1-1365 (454 amino acids)
Biological process (GO): DNA replication-dependent chromatin assembly; CENP-A containing chromatin assembly
Cellular component (GO): nucleoplasm
Molecular function (GO): histone binding
Source: RefSeq, a predicted model, not a curated record
AUGGCGGAAGCGGUCACCGAACCCAUUCCGAGCGCCGCGACCACCGCCGACGUGCCCAAGACGAAAGAGAAGCUGGAGGAGCUCACCAGGGCCGCCUCGCUGCAAUACUCACUGAAGAACUACUCCACCGCCGCCGACCACUAUGCCGACGCGGUCGAGAUACAGGCCGAGCUUAAUGGUGAGAUGGCACCUGAGAAUGCGGAGCUGCUCUUCUACUACGGACGCGCGCUGUACAAGGUUGCCAUCGCGAAGAGCGACGUUCUAGGCGCAAAAGUGGUACAGGAGGAGAAGAAGAAGUCCAAGACGGAGAAGUCGCAGAAGGAGGCAUCGGAACGACCAGCUCCAUCAGCCAAUGGCUCGAAAGCAGAGGGGAAGGAAGAGACUGUCGAAUCGAAAGCAUACUUCCAGCUGACGGGCGACGAGAACUGGACAGACUCGGAGGACGAAGAGGAGGAGGGUGGUGCAGAGCAGGAAGAGGAGCAGGACGACUUCGGAAACGCGUACGAGGUCUUCGAGCUGGCGCGCGUGCUGUACACCAAGCAGCUGGAAGCCCAGGAGUCAAGUGAGGGCGCAGAUAAAGGCAAAGGAAAGGCGGAGGUCACGCCACAAGCUCGAGCGAUCAAGGAAAAGCUCGCAGACUGUCAUGGCUUCCUCGUCGAGAUCUCCUUCGAGAACGAGCGCUUUCAUGAUGCCAUCCCGGACGCUCGGUCUGCGGUCGCACUGCAGGAGGAGCUACAUCCAUUCGAGCAUGAGAACGUCACUGAGGGCCACUACUCGCUGUCGCUGGCGCUAGAGUUCGCGUCCGUGGCGAAGGUCCGCGAGCAGCAGGCAGGGCAAGACACGGAGACACCUGCAGAUGGCGCUCAGCAAGAAGACGUGAUCGACUGGGAUCUACGAAACGAGGCGGCAAAACACACUGAGCUCGCUAUUCAGAGCCUCGAAACGCGGUUGAAGCAAGAAGAGGCAGCUCUGUCGUCAGAGGCUCUAACGCCGGAGCAGAAAAAAGAAAAGGAAGCCAUUAUCACCGACAAGAAGAGUAUGCUAGAGGAUCUAAAGACCCGGCUUACGGAUCUGAAAGAGGACCCCACAAAGCAGCAAAUCGACGCCGUGGACCAAACGGUCUUCCAAGGUCUGCUCGGAGGCCUGCUAGGAGCUGAUGCCGCGACACAGAAAGCCAAGCUCGCUGAAGCCACCCAGGCGGCGAACGAUAUCUCCGGACUUGUUAAGACCAAGAAGAAGGAGAAGGCACCGGCUCCUGCGCCAGCUGCGUCAGCGUCCGCCGAGGCCAGCGGCAGCAAGAGGAAGCUUGAGGUCGAGGAGGAUGGAAUGAACGGAAAGAGGGCGAAGACGGAGGAGAUGCAAUAA